Molecule: messenger RNA, 1284 nt
Organism: Malaya genurostris
Lineage: Eukaryota; Metazoa; Arthropoda; Insecta; Diptera; Culicidae
Product: MYG1 protein
Exons: 2
Coding region: 27-1211 (394 amino acids)
Cellular component (GO): cytoplasm; nucleus
Source: RefSeq, a predicted model, not a curated record
AAACAGGUAAACAUAGCAACGGAAACAUGCUUCGACAACUGUCAAAACGCUUACCUGUACUCCUGUGCGGGACAGUUUUUAGGGUUUCUUGCCUGCAUCGCCGAGUGUGGACAUUAGUAACCGUUAGUUUGUCCAGUUGUCCCAAUCGAUUAGACAUGAGUAUCGACAUUGUUCAAGAGUCUACGAAGCGUUUCAAAGAAAGUAACAAACUGGUGAUAGGAACCCACGAUGGAAUAUUUCACUGUGACGAGUUACUGGCCUGUUUCAUGUUGCAACAGCUUCCACGAUAUGCGAAUGCUAGUAUCGUAAGAACGAGGGAUUCUAAACUACUGGAUCAGUGCGACAUCGUGGUAGACGUAGGAGCGGUUUUCGAUCGGGAAAAGAAUCGAUUUGACCACCAUCAGAAAAGUUUCAACGAAACAAUGAAUUCUUUGCAACCAGAAGCGGAUGUGAAACGCGAAAUUCGAUUGAGCUCCGCCGGAUUGAUCUAUACAUAUUUUGGGGAAGAUGUGAUACGAGAAGUUCUUGCACAGAAUUAUGUAGCCAUUCCGAAUGCGGACAUGAUCCGAGGAGUGUAUCGUAAGGUUUACGAUAAUCUCAUUGCCGAGAUAGACGCAAUCGAUAACGGAGUGCCGAUGUUCGACGGAGAACCAGUAUACACAAUUAAUACUCAUCUGAGCGCUCGCGUUAAUCAUUUCAACCCAGCCUGGAACGAACAGGUAAAUGAUGCCGAUUUGAUUAAGCGUUUCGAAAAGGCAAAAGCAUACGUCGGAAAUGAGUUUAUCGACAAGGUCUUGUAUUACGCCAACGUCUGGUGGCCUGCCCGUGAAAUAGUCGAAAAUGCGGUUAAAAAACGGAAGGAAAUUCAUUCAUCGGGUGCGAUUUUAGAAUUGGAACAUUCUUGCCCGUGGAAAGAACAUCUGUACGAGCUGGAAGAAACCUAUGACAUAGCGGGUAUUCCGAAGUACGUCAUCUUUUUCAACAAGGAGAAUGAUUGGCGGGUUAUAUGUGUGCCUCUACAACCAGCUAGCUUUGUCUGUCGAAAAUUUUUAGCUGCUCCAUGGCGCGGGCAAAGAGACGAACACUUAGAGCAAAUUUCCGGAAUUAAAGGAAUUACGUUCUGCCAUCAGACGGGAUUCAUUGGUGGCAACCAGACCCGACAAGGAGCUCUAGAGAUGGCAAUAAAAAGUUACGAAGCCGUAGAAAAUUGAGGCUAAAACUAUAGCAAAUAUAAAUAUUUGGAUUGUCGGAUACAUUCUAGGCAAAACCUCAGGCAUCGAAUAA